CUUGGCGCAUUCGACCGGUGAAGUGGCGACGCGAAGUAGCGGCGGAUACGCGCGCGCAUCGGCGGCCAUCGCAGUCAACAGUGUGCGGCUUCGUCGUCCGAGUGCGUGGAGCAUCGACGACUUGCCCCGAGUGCGCGUCUUCGCCAAAGCGACGCCCUGCUCCGCGCAAGCGUGAUGCGAUCACCGUCCCUUCGAUCCGGAGGUUCCAAACCUGCUCGGCAGUCAGCGAAAGUGCACUUGUGCGCGCCGUCGGAUGGAUUCUCUCGUUAAGCAUCGCCUUGCGCAAGAAGUGGACCAGAUUGCGGGUCGAAUUUCACGGGCACGGCGGCGGCGCUGAGUGUGUCGUGCGCGGGCCGACGGCGUUCCGCAAUCUUUCGCGGUGGGCAUUGCACUCGGCUCGGCUAGCAGUGCGCGCGUGUCUCCGAAGCAGCCGGCCGAGGAAUAGAGCCGCGCGCACCCCGCGUUGGGUCAUCGCUCUCCGGCGUAAUGCCGCGGUGAAUCGCCCCGAACUGCUCUCGCAGUCCUCGGAUUUUGGCGUCCCUUCUCCUCGCAAGCCAUCGUCUCUGCCGAAACGGGUCCCUCGUCGUCCGACGCUCGACGAGUAGUCCGCGGCGACGUCGCGCCGAAUAAGUGCCGGCGCCGUUCGUGGCCGAGGCGGAGCUGUCGGCAGCGUCUGCAAAAGCGUUCACGCUUCGACGUCUCCGCGAAGCAUCUCCUCGGCAGGCGCUCCUCUCCAAUCGAAGAUUGCCUUAUCCGAUGCCACGGUCUCCUUUCGCCGUCGGACCGCGUCGAAGCUGCGCCUCCCUUCCCCUCUCGUGUAGCGCAGAUUAUCGCGCCCACCUCGCGGCCUGUGGCUGCACCGACGUCGUCGCGCUUUCCCCGCGACCACGUUCGCUCGCGCGCCGGCAAACAGCGGCGGCAGCAGCUGGUGACAGCGUCCUCGGCAAGCACCGCGGCGAAAAACACGCCCUCUCCGCUGCGCCUUCCCGGUGAAACGUGUCGCCGGGCCGUCCGAGCUUUCCGCGGGGCCUCAGCGUCGUCGUCGUCGUUCUGCCCGUGACGGGUGCCGUCGUUCACGCGGGUGUGUUGUUGUGCCGUGUCUCGUGUGUGACCACAAACGGGCCCCCGUCUCCUCUUCUGGGCCAUUUGUGUUUUUUUUUCUUUUUUUGCGUGCGGCUGCAAUGUGAGCGUGGUGCGUCUUUUUUUUUUUUCCCAGCUGGCCUCGGUGUGCUGCCGCCCCCAUUUCGCGUGCGUCAGAGGCCGCGAUUUGACGCCCGCAUACGUCGAUUGUCGCCCGCUGCGAAACCAAAGUGGCACGCGAUCAGCGCCAUUGAGAUACGGCCCGUGCUGUGUGCUUUCCGUGGGAAGAACUUGGGCUCCGUCUCGCCGGCUCGACGAGCGCACAGUGGUGUUCGUUGGAUGAGCGUGACGCGUGACUUCGCUGCGGAAAACUAUAGGGAAAACAGCCUCGUCGUCGGCCCGUGCGAUGGCCCCCGCUUCUCACCCCUUCCAGGCAGGUUUGUGUGUGUGACGCCUCCUCGCGGAGCCAUCGGCGCGAGCCCGAGACUCAGUGUCGCGGGUCCGGGGCGACGUCCGAGCGCGCCCGCGGUGUUGUGUGCGCUCCGCGCUCGCUGUGUCUAUACCGCGACGACGAAGACGACGUGUUCGGAUACGCGGCGAUGGAGAAGUUCUUCCUGCGGGCCCUGGGCCGCUCGUACACGUACUGCUGCGCCGAAGCGACUCCGCCGCUUCCGGCUCCGCCGCCGCCCCAGCAGCAGCCACCUCCUUCCGGGCGGACGUCCGGCGGUGGCCGACGGUCGGCGGACGUCGGGGGACCCGCAGUGCUUCGCAGCAAGGCCUCCUCCAGGCACCAGCACGCGAGGUCGUCGCCACGAAAACGACAUUCAUUUGUCAACAGCCAGGAAUGGACGCUGAGCCGAUCUGUGCCCGACAUACGCCUGGGCAUCGUUGGCAGCCUGACGAGCGGAAAGUCUGCCCUGGUGCACCGCUACCUCACCGGUUCCUACAUGCAGGACGAGUCCCCAGAAGGUGGUCGCUUCAAGAAGGAGAUCGUGGUGGACGGCCACAGUUACCUGCUGCUCAUCCGGGACGAAGGUGGACCUCCGGAAUUGCAGUUCAGCUGCUGGGUGGACGCUGUGAUCUUCGUGUUCAGCCUGGAGAAUGAGGCCUCGUUCAGCGCCGUCUACAGCUACUACAUGCGGAUGGCGCACUUCCGGAACAACGCCGCCGACCUGCCCCUCAUACUCGUCGGCACGCAGGAUGCCAUCAGCGAGAGCAACCCGCGCGUCAUAGACGACUCGCGUGCCCGGAAGUUGGCCAGCGACCUCAAGCGGUGCACCUACUACGAGACGUGCGCCACGUACGGGUUCAACGUCGAGAGGGUGUUCCAGGACGCAUGCCAGAGGAUUGUCCAGAUGCGCAUGGCCUCAGCAUUGACGCCCAACAACUCCCGGCCGAGCACACCCGUUGGUGUCGGUGCAGGGAGAGCCACUGCCCACUUUGGCAUUGCCAGCAAUGGUUAUGCCCGGGAGCAGCAGCCACAAAGUGCGGUUCCUACCUCCAAUGCCACGGCAACACUGGUAAACAGCUACAACGCCCUCCAUGGCGGUGCUGUCAACACGCCAACUACGAACAUCAACCAGACCUCGCUUAAGGAGAGCCACCUGCGCCAGAUCCGCGACUGCAUCACUGCGGGCACCUCGGUACAGAGAGAGAUCCAGAAGUUCGAGAAGAGUGGCACUCCAACCACGGCCCCACUGCAGGCUUCGGAAGCCAUGCCGCCCCCAUCGGCGGCCAGUGGUAACAACCGGGACCGCCCGGAGUUUGUGACGCCUUGCUCGACACCAACGACGGCACGCAAAACUCGCCGAAGGUCCAACUUGUUCACGCCCUUGAAGAAAGCAGAUGAAGAGAAGAGGCUUCGCAAUGGGGAGAUGGGAAGUGGCCGAGUGAUUCCUGUGCGGCAGGGGUACCUGUACAAGAAGAGUCUCAAGGCCCUGAACAAGGAGUGGAAGAAGAAAUACGUCACCCUGACGAGCGACGGGAGGCUCACCUACCACCCUAGUCUCCAUGACUACAUGGACGAUGUGCAUGGGAAGGAGAUUCCCCUGAUGCACACUACAGUCAAGAUUCCAGGCCAGAAGCCCAGGGGUUCAAGGGCAGCUGGAUCCACACCUCAGGUCAACGACUUGGCAUCGGACGUGGGCACCCUAUCCCUGGCUGGAGGCAUACCUUACUUCAAGUAUAAGGAGCCCCGCGAGCGAGACUGCCUGGCCAGCUUUGACCCAUCUGCUGAUGCUCAGCACAGCAAUGCUUUCUUCUCAGGGAUGCUCAACGGUAGUGAGACGCAGCUCAUCCCCGCUGUGCCCAACACCAACCCAAUGCUGUCAAAGCUGGAGACACCCAACGUAAAGAAGAGGCAUCGACGCAUGAAAAGCACCGGAGCCAAGAAUUUUGAGGCCAUGGAAGACUCUGAUGGGUACGAGUUCAUCAUUGUGUCUCUCGACAACAAGCAGUGGCAGUUCGAGGCAUCUAAUGGCGAUGAUCGAGAAGGUUGGGUCAGUGCCAUUGAGCAGCAGAUUCUCAGCAGUCUUCAGGGAAAUGAAAGCAGUAAAGCAAAGAGCCGCAUGAACAGCAUAGUGGACUCUGCAACGUCCAUCCAGGCCAUUCGGACAACUGUCCCUGGCAAUUCUCAUUGUGCAGACUGUGAUACACAGCAGCCAGACUGGGCCAGCCUCAACCUCGGUACUCUCAUCUGCAUUGAGUGCUCAGGCAUCCAUCGCAACCUCGGCUCCCAUAUCUCCAGGGUGCGGUCCCUGGACUUGGACGACUGGCCGCCGGAGCACGUGGCUGUGAUGAUGGCCCUGGGCAACAUGGCGUCCAACAGCAUCUGGGAAGGCAACGCCGCUCGCAGUGGCUAUGCCAAGCCCGGACCCCACUCGAGUCGCGACGAGAAAGAGCGUUGGAUUCGGGCCAAGUACGAGCAGCGAGAGUUCCUGGCACCCCUGCCUUCUUCGAGCGGGCCCACCGCUCAACAGCUUCGCGACGCCGUAUGCCGUGGCGACGUCCGACAGGUGGCGCUGCUGUUGGCGCACGCAGCACCCCACCAGCACGAACUGGUCAACGCACCGACGAGCGCCCGAGACUCGCGGACCCCGCUUCACAUGGCCGCUGCAUUGGGAAAGCUGGCCAUGGUGCAGCUUCUGCUAUGGAACAAUGCCAAUGCCAAAGCUGUGGACUCGGAAGGCCGGACCCCGCUGGUGUACGCAAAGAACUCUAACUUUACGGAAAUCUACGAACUCCUCCUACACAGCGGAGGACCCGACCCGAACCAGCUGUCGACCACGCUGUCUCGGCGGAGGGGUAGCCUGUCCAAGCGGUCGGACGUCUUCGACAAGCUCCCGGCCAGCAUCAUCUAGAAGCCCAAAGACAGUUCCUGGUUCACCACCCAUCAUCUCGUGCCACCACUGCGCGCUGCUUUCAUUGUUGCAUCACCCACUGCCCUCGAUCAUAUUUUACAUCCUCCACUGUUUUGUGUUGUUACUCCCUGGUUUUUAUUUGCUGAUGAAUUGCGAAAUGACUUAAUAUAUUACACCUGUCUGUCUGUCUACCUACUGCCCCUCUGUGCUGUUGUGUAGACAUUUGUCCUGUGUUUGUUUCAUCACAUCUCGACGUUUUUUUUUAUUGCCCUGACAAAGUAUGAGUUGUCUUCUUUCGUUAGUCUAUUCGCAGCUGCGAAUGGGCUCUGGACAACACUUCCUACAAAGCAAGCAAGAUCUUAUUCAGUGUUAACUGAGGAAAAAAAAAAAUAAACAUACCCUUUUCUGUCUGUUAGAAAGUUGGGCAUAAAUGAUAUGUAAUUAGACCUGUUUAUGAUGACGCGUUUCUGGAAAUAUAAAGGAGAGGCUACUCGAUGCUUCUUUUGAUUCCUGUUACAUAUUGAAGUUUAUGGGACAAAAAUACAUGCAGUCCUUAACUCUGCAUAACUUCAUGUUUUUUCAUAGUGCUCAGGCUCUCGUAGUUUUCCUCACAUGCCAUCUUUGCUACGAAUACAAACAGUUCCUGCCCAAAUAGCUAGUCGUGACUUUAAAUUAAAUGUGUGUAGUUACUACUACUAGCAAUUUAGCGCCGCAGAAGCUCAAUCAUUAAACAGUGCGUUGGAUAUCUUGAAGACUGCUUGCAUUCUCACGGGUGUACACGCAUAGAAAGGCUAUUCUGCAGUGGCAAUUUGCUGCCUGUCAAGACUGCUCACUGCCCACUGCAGGCGUGUGGGUGCACUUGUGGGAAUGCAAACUGACCACGUGCUCCAAAAGUGGGGCCCAGCCGUAACGAUGUCUCUCUCAGCCAAGCAGUGCGGCCAGGAAGGUGUGUGCAGCGCCAAAGCCCCGUGUGUGCGUGUAUGAACGCGUGCUAGAAUUUGUUACGAUCUCGCCGAAGCUGUGCUUCAGUGGCCGUUUAGGCAUGCGAAUGAAUGAAAGCGUUUGUACUGCAGUGCUGAAGUUCUAGCUAGGAAAUUGUUGCUUGCCGGAACCGGCACACCAUUCCCUUUCUUUCUAUGGCACUUCGCGUGUCCGUCACUUGACCACCGCAUGCACUACUCGCCGGCGGUGUCUCGAGUUUCGAGUGUGAAGAAAACACUGCUCACCGUCCAUGCGCUCAGUUUCUUCAUUUCGUUCUUUGUGGCAACCCUCUGUGGUUAAUUAGUAGGACUGACACAGAGCACAGGGCAAUGCAAGAAGAAUGCCGUACUGUGCAGUGCAACAGAUAAGUCAAAAAAGGGCUGGGCUACACAGGACAGCGUCAGUGUAGUUAUACACCAAUCGACUGGCGGCUGCCCCACCAAGAGCAUUUCUCCUGCCUUGUGUUGUCCUACACUCUUUGAUAGUUGUCUGUCGAUCAUGCUGACAUGUACUCGUCUCUAGCAGCCCCUAUGCUUUUCACAUGUGUUUUUCCCACUGAUUAACCACAACCUGUGGGAUCUGACCCUCCCAACUUUCAUUUCUACUGUAUUGUGGCAUGCACCCUUUCAUUUUUGACUGGCUCACUCUUUUGUUGUCUGCAGUCUAGCCUACAAAGACUGCGCUUGCUUAGUUUAUAAAGGUCUAUUGCGGACCUGGUUUAUUAUGGCAGAUAGGUUUACUUGAAAAAUAUUUUUUAUGCAUCGCGACUACUUGCUUCAUUGUAAUGUCUUAUUUUAGGAAAGAACAUUGUCAAAAUUACAUCUACAACACAUUUUAAAUCUCUUCAGCACGCAAUCUCUGUGGGUGGCAGCGGUCUUUUCGAGCGUCAUCACGAAAACAGUUUAUUCUUUGAUCAAUUCUAUCGCAAGAGGCGAAGAAACAUUACUUUGUGGCUGUUUAAAACCAAGCAGUAGCACUGAAAUAUAAAUUUUGAAGAAAAUUUUUCUUCAUUUACACAAAAUGCACACACAGUUCCUGUGUGUCUCUUUGAUGCUUUGAUUUUGUAUCAUUGCAUGCCAUGUGCUGUGGUUACCUACUGUAGUGGCCCUCGGUGUACAUAUGUUUCUAUAAUUUAUGUAUGUUGAUUAAUAGAGGCACUUGUUCAUAGCUUGGAGGCCUGCCAAUGGUGUGUCCUCUGAUUGCACCAAUUCUCCUCUGUGCAUGUGUUUGUUGUUGCUAUAUUCUGGCAGGUUGUGGAAAUGUACAUACUGCAGAUAUCUAAGUUAAUUUUUCGCAGAUGCAAUCAUGUUCCCUGCUGUGAACAUGAGAUUUCUCUUGUUUUCCGUUUUUUUUUUUUGCUUCUUAAGCCAGGGCAGUCAAGAAUUGCUUUGUACAGCAAACACAGAGAAUCUUAUGGAAGAUCACUGUUUAUGUCUGUAUGUAGGUUAAUUUCUACUAUGCCAGUGUUUCUCUUUAAUGCCGAGCCAUGCAGCUGGGUUAUUCUGUCAACAUUCCUUUGCAAGUGCGUUACUAUAAAAACAUUUAAGCAGCUUCACUUGACUGACAAAAUGUGUCCGAAUUUAUAAUUUUUUUUUUUUUAGUUUUACGAAUUGUCUAGUUAGUCACAAUUAGCCAAGUUAUGUGGAAGUAACGCACAGUCAAGUGAAUUUUAUAUGGGUAUUGAUUCAGUGACGUAACUUCCGGCUGCAUUUUGUGUGUGGUUCCUACCUAGUGUUGCUUACAUUGUGAAAGUUGCUGAUGCCAUACUCUGUUGUGGCAGGACUAACAUAUAUAUAUAUAUAUAUAUAUAUAUAUAUAUAGGUCCAGCAACAUUGUAGACAAGUGAUUGUGUGUUUAGAUUCCCACAAUGUGCUGUUGGCAUUGGGCUGUUCUCUUUGAUUACAAGGCAUGGCCGCUGUCGUGGCUGGAAGCAGUAUAUGUAUGUAGCAUUUUGUAAAUUUGUAAAGAAAUAGUAAACAGGUUGUUUGUAAUGUCAGUUUUCUUUUCAGGCAGAAAACAAGAAUAAAGUUAUACAAUGUGUACAAACCA
Messenger RNA from Dermacentor andersoni, 7469 nucleotides. Its product is annotated as centaurin-gamma-1A-like. The record is from RefSeq and is a predicted model, not a curated record. Lineage: Eukaryota; Metazoa; Arthropoda; Arachnida; Ixodida; Ixodidae. Gene Ontology annotation, molecular function: GTPase activity; GTP binding; GTPase activator activity. Gene Ontology annotation, biological process: activation of GTPase activity.